Molecule: messenger RNA, 741 nt
Organism: Nestor notabilis (Kea)
Lineage: Eukaryota; Metazoa; Chordata; Aves; Psittaciformes; Psittacidae
Product: CD99 antigen-like protein 2
Exons: 8
Coding region: 1-741 (246 amino acids)
Source: RefSeq, a predicted model, not a curated record
AUGGGUGACCCGCUGGCAGCCAUCCCUCAGGCUCAUAGGGGAAGCAUUGGCAUCCUUCAGCUCAAUGAGAAACAUAGCCAUGGGCUGGGACAUGUGUUUGUUACUUACCCCCAGCAGCAGCUGCACACCAAGUGCUUUGCCAGGGGAGAGAAGCCCAUAGCAACUUUACAGCCAUUCAACUUGACCCUGGGUUUGCUGAGCGUACAUCUGAAUAAACAGCAAAUGAAACGAGGUGUGAUGUGUCAUGGGGACAACCCAGGUGACUUCAGCCUAGAAGAUGCCCUGUAUGAACUCAGCACCAAGCGACGUAAGGAUUUUGACUUGGCUGAUGCCCUUGAUGAUAAGAACGAUGGGAAAGAUGCUAGGAGGCCGGACAUAAGGCCAGAUGAAGGGCUUUCAGACGAUGACCUGGCCAGCAUUGUGGACGGUGGCUACAGCCCAGACAAGAAGAAAGGUGCCGGGGGCAGCACUGACAACGACUACAGUGGAAGCAAAGUGGCAGACACAGGGACGAUCGCUGGCAUUGCCAGCGGCCUCGCCAUGGCACUCAUCGGGGCUGUCACCAGCUACAUCUCCUACCAGCAGAAGAAGUUCUGCUUCAGCAUCCAGCAGGGACUUAACUCGGAGUACGUGAAAGGAGAAAACAUGGAAGCUGUCGUAAGUGAGGAACCCCAAGUCAAAUAUUCAGUCCUGGAAACACAGUCAGCAGAACCACCAAAACAAGACAGUGCCAAGAUGUGA